UUCGAUGAGUCGAAGCCUCGAUUUAAAGCGUACACAACACACCUACGGCCAUUAGUUGCAUUGUGAAAAAUAAAAUUAUCACCUAACCUAAAAUAGAAAAUGGUUGUCUAUCUGUUGGGGGUGUAACUGUGAGUGUUCUCAGUAUAAAAAAUAAGAGGAGUACAGUGUAAUCGUCAACAAUAACCACCUCGACUCCAGUACCAAGGGGUACCGACACGAUUUAUCCUGAACAGAACAGAAUCUGAUUGGUUGGGCUGAGGAGAUUACAGUUCUGUGCAGUUCCCCAAUGUGAGCCCGCCGAGUUCCGCCCAGUGAAUGCCCGCCGCCGCAGCCUGACGAACCCCGAGAAAUGUCGUCCGUGAACAGUGUAGACUCCCUAGGCACCUUCCACUGGGACAUGCUAGAGCUGGCAGGUCACCUCCGCCAGGAGCGGCUGUUCGUGCACUCGGAGCAGCAGACGCUCCAGCUGCUGAACGAGAAGGUGCUCUCGCUCUCCUCCGACCUGGCGAAGCAGGCCUGGAUAACCGAUCAGCAACGAGUGAACCUGAACCGCCUGAUAGUGGCUCGCCCCGACUGCAGUCCAGCGAUCUGUUGCCAGCGUUCAAACACCCUCGAGAGCUCGCACUUCGUGGAGGCCUUCAAGCACCUGCGCUACCAGUCCUGCCUGACCUACGGUGAGUUCCUCUGCACCCUGAGAAAAUCCCCAAAGCUCCUGGCCUCAUGCCUGGUGGAGGGUGACAAGCUGAUGCCGGAGGGCAUGCAGAGCAUCAUCCAGACGCUCUCAGCAGGCCUCUACGGCAGCUGCCUCCUCCCCGAGGACAAGCUCUUCGUCCUGAAGCUCCUGAGACACCUGAUGCUCCUCCAGAUAGUCCCCUCAGACAACCCCAGACGACUCCUUCGACACGGCACCUGUGCAUUCUCAAGAUUCUACUCAGUAUUCCACGAGAGCCUCUUCUCAGCCAAACUCUUCCUCACAGCAGCCCUGCACGCCCCCAUAACCCAGCUCCUCAUGGAGGACGAGAUGUUCCUGGACAUUGACCCCGACAAGGCGCCCAUAAGGUUCCCACCAGUCGAGAGAAUGAAGAGAUUCGGCAAAGAGGGAACACCUGAGUACCAAUCACGCCUCCAACGCUAUCGCCUCUGGACAGUCAACUCUCUCGUGAGAAUCACCUCGAGGUUCAUCGUCAGCAUUCGCGAGAACAUGCACUGCUUCCCCACCAGCGUCUGCUGGCUGGUUCGACAGAUGGCUGGGCUGCUCACAAAAAGUGGAAAUGUCGACCAGAAGGAGGUCCACGCCAUGUGCACAGACCUCGUCUUCACGUACUUCGUGUGCCCAGCCAUUGUCAACCCUGAGCCCUACGGGAUCACCGACACCCCCAUCAGCUACGUCGCGAGGUUCAACCUGAUGCAGGUGGGGCAGAUCCUCCAGAUGCUGUCGCUCAUGAAGUAUCAGACCAUCGACACCAAAGUCAUGGAUCUGUACAGGAAAUUCGAGAAGGAUUCAAUAUCGUCGAUCAUUGAUUCGAUGCUCGAGGGGACCAGUGACGAUCUCCACGAGGAGCCCACCAUCAUCGAUAAUACAAAGCUCCAGGGGUUGACGAGGUCGGCUGCCCUCUUCACGGAGGGUGAAUUGAACUCUCUGAUUCAAUUCCUGCAGAUUGUUAAUACGAGGACAGAGGAGUCUGGGGGGAAGGAGGAGGUGACUGGGGGAAAGGAGCUCGAGGAGAUGAUGGGGCACCUGCCCCUGGGGGGCGUCUCCAUCAAUAAAACGGUGAAUGUCUCCCCGGAGACACCCAGCAAGCGAGGGGGCCUCCUGGGGAAGGUGUCGAGGGGUCGGGGAGGUAGGAUAUCCUCGGCGUCUUCCUCAGGGGCUCCAGAUGGCGCUGAGGAGACCAAUGGGGCCUCAGGCCCAGAGGACGACUUUCCUGACAAAUCCCAGGACGUUUUGGUGAUCCCCUUUGGCCCAGUCGUUGGGGAGUCCGUGGGCUUGCUGAGCGAGCAGAAGAUCCUCUGCAUGGGGAUCCAGAACAACCUGGCGUCAGAGUCAGCCCGACUGAAUUCCAAUUUACGAAAUGGAAACGAGAGACGAGAGAGCAGUACCUCGGAGAGGAACGAAACCCAGGAGAAGAGAACUAGAUUUUCUUUGUCACACGAUGAAGUCCUCUUCGAGGGGUCGAUUGGAAAUACCUCUGAUAAUCUGGAGGCGGUCUCGGAGGCAGCCUCCAACCACUCGGUGGCGUCCUCCCUGGAGCUGGAGACAGAGGAUCAGAACGACAAUCUCUCUGACAUGGUGUCAGCCAAUGUCUCAGGGAGGGGGACCCCCAACAUCUCAGGAAGGGACACCCCAUCCUCACAGAUAACCGAGGGCGAGGCUAGGCCCCUGGACCUUCCACCGCCGACGAUCUCCACCAAGCAGUCGCGUUCAGAAAUAGACGACAAGUUCUGUAAAUUUGAGAUUAAAAAAUUGAUCGAAGGGGAUGAGACUAUUUCCCUGGUGUCAGACACUUGGUCGACUGAUGUUUUGGCUUCGGACUCCGAGACGGUGGAGCAGCAGGAGAGGUUUCCCUUUCCUCCACCGCCAGCUGUCGAGGUGCCACAGGUGCUGCCAGUGCCCCCAGGCCUGCUUGACGUCAGUGAAACAGCUUCUGAGGCCUGGAGCACAGACGUUUUAGCCAGUGACUCUGAACGUCUAACUGAAGUUGACACUGAUGACACAGCCAGUGUGGCACGUUCUGAUGACACUGCUAGGUCCGAGGUGGAGGUGGAGAGUCGAGGUGAGCCCGAGGGUGGCGAGGAGCACCCAGAGCCCAGUGGCUUCCAGGUCGAUGGAGCUGGGCCCCUGUUUAGACCCAUUCGAGAGGACCCCAUUGGCAGGGCAGCUCCUGUCCAGGGGAAUGUCACUGGUCGUGGGGGCACAAGGUCUGAUUAUCGUCGCAGCACCAUGGAGUACGUCGACAACAACGCCAACAACAUCAGCAAUCUCGAGUAUGGGAAGUCUGUGAAUGACGAUGGGCUCGUUGGACUCAUCGAGAAGCUCCACAUCGACGGGAGCUGCAAGGGAAAUGAGUCCCAGGGCAGUGGUAAGCCUCUGGUUCUGAAUGGCGAUGCCAAGCACGAUGAGCCUGAUCCAGUUGUCAGGCUGAGCACAGCGAGUCUCGCCUCCAGCAGCUCAGGCUCGGCAUCGAGUUCAGAUAAAUCCAAGAAUGCAACGUCAACUCCGGAGAUACUGGUGCCUAGAGUUGCUCUGGCCCCUGAGGGCACUCCCGAUGGGGCCAGUGGGGCCAAGCCCAGUAUAUCGACAGGGGCCAUUCCAAAGAGCAUAAGCUUCGAUAUGACUGCUGCCAGGGGGGACAAGGAGCUGCUGGAUGACGACCAGAAGAACAAGCGAGGGUUCUUCAGCAAAUUCAAGAUGUCGUUGAGGAGCAGAAGGGGAAAGUCACCCAGGGGAGACGAACUGGCUCGGUGCUACGACGAGACUGAUGGGGAGGUGGGCAGGCACAGGCUCAGGAGGAUCAUGUCUGAGGACACAUCAGCCACGAAUAAUGCCAAUGGGGACAGCACCGAGGAUAUUCUCGCCAAAUACAGGAGGAAACCGAGUGCCACUAGUGAUACAGCCUCUGUGGAGAGCAGCCAAUCGAGGACGAAGGAGGCGGAGGACGAGAGGCUCUUGAUUGACGUUAAUAAUGUGGAGUUGUCGUUCGCUUUUGCCGAUGCCAAACGCAAGCUGAGGAUGGUUCUGAGCACAGCUGACCUGCAGCACAUACCCUGGAGUGUGUCUUCUGAGAGGAGUCCCUGGGUGCAGAAGGAGAACGAACUUGUGGCUUUUCUGCAGCUGCAGUUGGCUGAGGCUAUCAAUCUUCAGGACAGGGCACUGAUCGCCCAUUUGCACGAGACUCUGAGGUGUGUCAGGCUGUUCAAUGACGAGGGCUGCAGGAAGCUGUUUAAUUCGCUGAAGGAGGACUAUCAGAAAAGGUCUCCUUACAUUGCAUAUUUGAUCAGGUGCAAGCAGGGACUGCUGUCCACUCUGGCACAUCUGGAGAGGCUUGGGGAGAGGGUCAAGUGCGACAGAGAUGCUGUUAACAGUCAUCUUGUUGCUGUUUGUGUCAGGGUUUUCCUGGAGAAACGAGAGCCUCAGGUGCUCAGGUUCUGCGAUGAAUUUCAGAAGCUCAAGGUUGCUGAUGAGAAGCAGGAUCUUGUCGAUCAUUUUCUGGGGAAGAUCAAUUCGGAGAUGGAGGGGGAUUCUAUUUGGCAGGCGGCCAGUGAGGUACAGCUGGAGAUGGCCAAGGUCGUUGUCGAGAGGACUCUCAUGGCGAGGGUUUAUCACAAUGCACUUUAUCCGAAUGGAGAUGGGGAUGUCUACAGGGAUCAGCUGUUUCAGGAUCAUAUUAAGAAACUGUCGAAGGUGGUCACACCCAAUCAUAAGGAUCUGAGGAUCCCUAAGGUCUAUCAUUAUGAGUGCCCUUGGCCCUGGGCACAGGCUGAGCUGGCUGUCAUAUCGGCUUAUAAAACACCCAGGGAUAAGCUUCAGUGUGUCUUCAGGUGUGCCACCACUAUCAUGAAUCUACUUUCUAUGGCCUCCGAGAGGGGCAUCCCCGCUGCUGAUGAUCUCAUUCCUGUUCUGGUUUAUGUCAUCAUUAAGGCAAAUCCACCGUCAUUGCUGUCAACAGUACAAUACGUCGACAGUUUUUACGGAAAUCGUCUCGAGGGUGAGGAGCAAUACUGGUGGACACAAUUCUGCUCUGCUAUUGAAUUCAUCAAGACCAUGGAUUAAUGGCUCUUAACUGUAAUCUCUAAUUCAUGUACAGGAUAUAAUUAGUUGAUUUAUUUGUUUUGUGGGUAUCGAGGAAGUAUUCACGGUGUGAGUUAACGUCAGUGCCAUGGAUUGACAAUACAACUUUACACGGACGUUUCGGAGAUUAUGUUUUCCUUUGGUUUUAUGCAUCAAUUAACCCUCUGCAGUGGGUGUUGUAGGACAUUUCAUAUUAUGGAUUCAAUUGUACGAAUUUUUGAGUACUCGAGGGAUGGAUUUGAUUCGCCUCACGAGCGUGGAAUACAGGUUUAUAAAUUGUGAUUUUGAAGAUGAGAAUUGUGUUCACGUAUGAAGAAUUUCUGUGGAAUUUUAGUGAUGAGAAUUCGUGCAUUUCGCAGGCGAAUGCCUACAGGGCUGUAGGGAGUGGAAUUCCCUAUGGAGAACAAAUUUAUAAGAAAAAUUAAACACAUUUUUCUUGUCUACGAUCAAGAUUUUUAUAAAAUAGUCCCCUGUAGGGCUGUAAUAAUAGUAUUUCUUAUGGGACGAUUUGUAGGAUCAAAAUUUCCAUAAAUGAAUUUUUACCAAGAGUUUUUAGUGAAUUUUUGCGUGAAAAAUUGUAAUUUUUAAAGAUGAAGUUCCAGGAUUUUUUAGAAUUUUCAUAGAGUCUCCUAUUAUUCUUCAUAUAACUUUUUAAAAAUGAAAAUAGAAUUUUUUAUCAGAAAAGCGCUGCAAUUUUUAUUUUCAAUUUUUCUUUAUUCAGAGCCGAAAUUUCGUAUUAAAAAGUUUCGUACAGAAUUUUUCAUAGAACUUUUUUUUUUUAAUAGGAAAUUGGUUUUUCUACGGAUCUAACUGUGAGGGGAAUUUCCUAUGGGAAUUUUCAUACGAGAAAAUCCUGUUUGAAUUUCAAGUCAAAAAAUGAAUAUUAUUACAAAAACUAAUAUUUUGACAAAAAUAAUUGAUUGUCGAAAGUUGAAGAUAUCAAACGCUUUGAAAUCGCUGAUGCCCAGCACUACUUAUGCCACUUUGUGACGUCAUGACCGAAAUAAUAGGUCUCGAAAACGUCUGAUUUUCAAUCAAUCAUUAUAAAAUAUUAAGGCAAUAUUUCUCCAUAAUUAUUUUCGCUGGGGUGAAUAGGGAAAUUACGGAUUUUUUUUGAAAAAAAAAUAUAAUAAUUUUUAAUGCAGCAAUAGAAUUUUCAUGAAAUACUCUACUGCAAAAAAUCCUUUCUACAACUCUUAUACCAAAAACCGAAUUAUUUCUUUUCAUAAAUUUUCGUAGAAAAUUUAAAAUUUAAUAAACUCUCCUAUUGACAAAAUUUUUGUAGGAAAUGUCUGAAUUCUCCAUAAAAUCUCCACAGAAUUUUCCGCAGGUGGGCGUGCAGAGCAAUAAAAGAAAGACCAAAUAAUACUUCGAUAAACUUAUGAAAUAAAAUAUUGAAUGAACUCAUCCACGUGCUGUUGAACAGCUGUAAAUCAACCACCUGAUGCCAAGUUUUUGAUUCAUUUGGGCUUCGCACACCCGAGGGUUUGAGAUUUUUACGAUUAAAAAAAAUAAAGGGUAGAGGGGAUGAAAAUACUCUGCAUUGUUAUAGCUACUAUGAAUAUGCGCAUAAUGACAUGAUCGCAAAAUAUUUUGCAAUAUGAAAUAUAGUAAAUAUGUAUACAUAUAUAUUUUUUUAGUCAACAAAAAUAUGCAAUAUCUUCGAAAUAUCAUAUAUUGUAGGAUAUGCACAGUAAUACAAGGGAGAUGCACAACUAAAGUACGGGAGAGAUUUAACGUUUGGGGUAGAGAUAGUAUACGGCACUUCUGUCACAUUAUUUCGGCUCAUUCGGCUGUGUUGGGUAUUGGAGAGUAACUUCAAUCAUGGGAUCAUUGAUUCACGCAUGAAAAAAAUUUAUAGAAAAAACUAGGGAUUCGCUAGACAAUUCUACUGGAUUUCUAUUGAAAUUU
Diachasma alloeum is the source of this 6700-nucleotide messenger RNA. It is a transcript of the gene Gapvd1, whose product is annotated as GTPase-activating protein and VPS9 domain-containing protein 1. The record is from RefSeq and is a predicted model, not a curated record. Gene Ontology annotation, cellular component: cytosol; endocytic vesicle. Gene Ontology annotation, molecular function: small GTPase binding; guanyl-nucleotide exchange factor activity. Gene Ontology annotation, biological process: regulation of GTPase activity; vesicle-mediated transport. Lineage: Eukaryota; Metazoa; Arthropoda; Insecta; Hymenoptera; Braconidae. The transcript is spliced from 4 exons. Bases 350 to 4771 code for a protein of 1473 amino acids.